AUGUCUGAAAGCCCGAUCCCGCAGCUCGUAAAUAUCUCGCAUGCUCUGCAGUCUUCGUUCGUGCAGAAGCUGCGUUCUGAGGUGAAGACGUUCAACGAAACAGAAAAACUGACGGAUGUGCAAACGCAGCAGAUCGACAAGUACAUCACGUCUCUGGAAACGGCGUUUGCCGAGUUCACACACGACAACGAGCAUAUCGAACGUAGGGACGCCCAGGUCACAGCCGUAGACGUGCAGCUAUACAAAGGACUCAAGACCAUGUACGCAGAUUAUUUGUCACAACUUGUAAAACUCAAGCAGCGCAGCGUUAGCCAGGAAGAACACGUUGGCGGUGACCGUCCCGUGGACUACGUGUGUGACGAAUUGCCUUAUAAACAGCCCAGUGAGCGAAAAUCAUACGUUGACAAACUUUUAAGGCAGCCAGAAACAACACAGAUCGGUAAGAACGAUCGUUUGCUUGCCGGGAUCGCCAGCUUGGCAGUCCUCGACUCCACCGUGAAGGAAAACACCCAAGUAUAUGCCGAUUUGCUGCUUAAAGUCGGGUAUUCCGCUGAGGAGGUUGAUAAAAACAUGCCCCACUACGGAAACGGCACGAGCACAAAGGUCAAUGAGCCCAAAGUUACAGAGGCUAUCCAACCUGCCACACCUGCAGUCGCCAAAAAGAAAAUAUCUUUUUCAAAGUAUUUGAAAAAGGGUGAUGGUAACGACGCUGCUGCUGCUGCCAAGCGUCCCUUAGAGGAUGACAAUGGCAGUAGUGAUCAAACCGAUACAAAACGAACAAAGACCACAAUUUCAGUAACGGAUCCGGUCUUACCAUCUAUCCUAAAAUCACAGACAAAUGCAAAGAAACGCAACCCAAUACGAUUUGUCAGUGAUGAGAAGCUCCUGACGGUCUAUGGUGACGAACUCCCAACGAACGGAUUGGUUGUGUCACCCAGCAAGCUAAAAAAAGUUCUCAAGCCAUUCAAAGAUGGCGAACCUCGAGAAAUCACCUAUUCUGCAUGGAACAACCAGAAAGUACGAGAGCUCUCAUUCCCCAAACCUCCUUCAGAUUCAGAUAUAGUAGACACGUUAGGAGGACUAGUACCGUGCGAGUCGCGCGUACCACUGGGCUAUCGAUUGAAUUUCACCACAUUUAGUAAGUCAUUAGCAAAAACUCCUACAGAUCCCACGGAUAUCGAUAGCACAGAUCCAAGUUUAUCACAGAAGCCUUUAAUUGUCAGGGCCUUUGGCAAAAAUGUUCUGCUCUUACAAAAAGAUCGUGGCGGAAUACCAUACAAGAGAGUGCCUGAAGUUCAUGUUAAUGAAUACCCCAUAAGGCCAAUAUCAUCAUAA
Messenger RNA from Lachancea lanzarotensis, 1335 nucleotides. It is a transcript of the gene REF2, whose product is annotated as LALA0S03e02784g1_1. The transcript has a single exon. The record is from RefSeq and is a predicted model, not a curated record. Lineage: Eukaryota; Fungi; Ascomycota; Saccharomycetes; Saccharomycetales; Saccharomycetaceae. Bases 1 to 1335 code for a protein of 444 amino acids.